Molecule: messenger RNA, 9305 nt
Organism: Nymphalis io (European peacock)
Lineage: Eukaryota; Metazoa; Arthropoda; Insecta; Lepidoptera; Nymphalidae
Exons: 9
Coding region: 581-7018 (2145 amino acids)
Cellular component (GO): nucleus; chromocenter
Molecular function (GO): DNA binding; chromatin binding
Source: RefSeq, a predicted model, not a curated record
GAUUUCAUUCGUUGUUCUUCACAGUGUUUCACUUUGAUGGCAUCGCAUUGCGAAUCACAGAUUUUUUUUUGUGUUUUUAGUGUUAAUGAAAAACAAUAAUUUGUGUUAUAGUAUUAAAAACGACAGACAAAAAGAAUAUUAUAAAGUUCGUGGAACUUGUCUUACAUUAAAGAUGAAGAAAAUAUUUUUCAUUUUGUGACCUUUUUACUUUUCCAAGUGUCAAUAUGGAUUCUAAAUGAUUUAAAAUACAGUAGUGAAAAGUGAUUUAUAAACGUUUUAUGACCUAUUUUUUUAUACAAUGGGGCCGAAAAAGGCUCCGCCAUAAAACUAUUAGACCCUGUUUGUUUUGCCCGCCAUAAAACAAUUAAGAUAAGAUUGAUGACAAUAAUUUACAAGAAACAAAUAGUCGAGGAUGGUGCAGUGGUUCUGGAACAAAGUGAGGGCAUCGAGCGAUGAUCGGAGGGUGGAAAGCGAUGCAAGGUGGGAUCACUUUUCGUCUGCUGGUACAUCGGCAGAUUAUCGGUUGGUCGCGUUCAGCUAGUAAUCGGGUGGCUUAUGUGGCGUGUGAUGUGUGUACGAUAUGUCCGGCAAGCCGGCGAGUGUGGCCGCGCCGCGAGCGGGCGUGGCUGGCGCGCCGCGCGUGCUGGUGUACGUGGCGGAGGCGCGCCAGCUAGAGGCGGCCGCCGCGGGCCCAGACCCGCCGCCGCAGACCCAUCCACCGCUUGACACGCUCUACCUCCACGACAACGUGUCUCAGCAUCUGGCUCUCCCCAGGAAUACACUCUAUCGACAGCAAAUUGAACAAAACGAUCAAGGAAGCACACCUGGUACAGUUUACUAUAAGCCCUUUAAUGAUUCUGAAGCCAAAUUAAAUUCUUUCGAGUCAUCUGAGACCAUCACAGCACACCGGGAUGAAUAUUUCACUGCUACACAAUCAUAUUUAAAAGAUAAUUGUAUGCGGAAUGAUGAUAAUAAGGCUAAUGAUAGGCCGAGCAGUGCAGCUGUGAAGACGGACUGUGAGAAUCCAGACUGGAGUAACUUAGAUUCAUACAAUGUUCGGUUACCAUUGCAGAUAGGGGAGUUAAGUGCAUACCAGACAAGAUGUGGUCCUAUGAGUGCAGAUAAUAUGCCACCUAUGUUACCAGUAGUGCAUGGUCAGAGCCAGUUCAAUGAUAAUGGUGCGGUGCAAAGUGGUGAUAAUGAUGGAAUGAACACCGGUGAGCGAGAGGUAUCAGUGGGGAAGAGUUUUGUGAACUACCAGUUAUUAGAACAAAGUGUGUCACAUCAAUCCAUUGUGAAUCAGAGUAUAAAUAUACUGAAUCAGCAAAUUGGUGUGAGUAGGUCGAUAGUUAGUGAAGGAGAUGGUGGUAGCGCACCACAGCUUGUCCGGACAGCUGACGGUGUGGUACUGGCAGUGCUGCCAUCAUCUGUUCUUCCUCAGUCAUCAGAGACAUCUGAAGUGAGGAAUGUGCAUAGUGAAUUUCCACAAACUAUAACUGUGCCACUUGGUUGGAGAAGAAUUGUGAAUGGUUCAUCAGUUCUAUAUAUCAGUCCCAGUGGAACAGCGUUGAGUAACCUAGCCCAGCUACGGGAGUACUUGCAAACGACGGGUACGUGUAAGUGCGGCCUGCCCUGCCCUCUGAGACCGGAGACAGCCUUUAGUUUCGAUUCUAAGGUUGUGAGCAAGCCGUAUCAAGUGGCGGCCGGCGCCGAGUUGACCAAGUUGUGUAACCACAAACGGAAACUUCUGGCGUCGCUUCAGUCGCGCGUCCAGUCGCCCGUCACGCCGCCCCCGCAGGCGAUCGACCAGAAGAAAGGGGCAGCAUCAGAAACUAAGAAGAAAAUGAAGAAGCGUCCCGGAUACGUGCCGACUAUGAGCGUUUCGCAAAUGAUGGUGCAAAGGGAUAGACCCCUCAAUGAGUUCAAGCCUGAUGUCGACCAAAAGAGGACGGCGUCUCCAGGAGCUAUGACACAACGAUCUAGUAAUAUGCAACAUUGUUUACCGUAUCCGCAACAGAAUAUGUCAAAUGUAGUACAAGAAGAUAUAAAACAAGAAACACUUGUGCAAAGAAGCUCACACUAUCUUACAGUUAGUAGUGGUUGGAUAACUCAGCAUCCAGAGAACAUUGAAUCUGGGCAGAAACACAACCAACAAAUGCCAGGUCCAUUGAGUAACCCUCUUAAUAUGGGUCUCCCAGUUCUUGGAACGAACGGACAAGUCAUAGGUGUAAAUACUGCUUAUAAUAAGCAUUCUUCAAAUGCAAAAAAUACAUCAAACCUCACGCCGCACGUAACGGAACAAGAGCAUAAAGAAGAAGAGACUGAUAUGCAGACUAAUAAACAAACACCUAAAGAAGAAGAAUCACAAAUAUUCUGUGGCUUAAACCAACCUCUCACACCAGAGGUUAUGCAAAAGAUAAACGAACAGCAGCAAAUAUUCAUUCAAAGAAACCAGAAGCAGAUUGAGGUUAUGAAGGGAUAUAAAACGCAGAUUUCAGAUAGUUUAAAUCAGAGCAAGCCGCCGAUGCAAAGCCAAUAUGUUCAGCAAGGACAAUUAGUAAUACAAAACGGAACCGUCGUUAAAACUAACUCUGCGAAAACACCUCCAUGGCAAGUUAAAAGAAACGACUCGAAUACUCCUAAUUCUAUACCAUGCCCGAGCCCAAAGUUACAAAAAGUUGAAAAUUUGGAUUACGAUGAGAACAAUAUGAAUUCAAUGGAUGAAUCAUCAUCCUCUGCAGGUUCUUACUCCGGUAAUGAACAAAUCUUAAAUCCAGUUAUGUGCUCGCGUGUUCCGCCAUUACCGCAACACUAUAAUAUGAUGGGCCAACAAUGGCCAAACGUUGAACUUAAGAAGAGAUCUAAGAGUAACAACAAAACACCUAAGAAAAAGUCCAUACCAAACGAUAAACCAAUGAUGUUUGGUAAUAAUGGUAUCAGACAAAUACAAGAUCCGAAGGGAAAAUCUUGUGAUGACGGGACGAGAAACGCAGUUCCAUCGUUUAUGGACGAUCCCAGUGGAUACUUAGCACAACAAACAGUUUUGUUAAAUAACACAAUUUCGAGACAAGUGGGCAUUAACACACGAUACAAUGUUAAUCAUUUUGAAAAUACUGGCAGUACGUUUAAUUCAACGAAUCAAGGUGAUAAAAUUUGUAAACCCAUGAGUAGGUCCGGUGAGCCCAUGAAUGUUUUUCGAAAUAAUAUUGUACCAAAUUCUUCACCAUCACCAAACAAUACUCCUGAUAGUAGUCUCGUUCCGGAAAAAAGUAUUGAAAACACAGUUCCACCUUGCUGUAAGGGUUGCAACGUUUCAUACAAAGGGAACUGCUCAGAUACAUCAGAUACAAGAACGAAAUUUUUAAAUAAACAGCAUAAUGUUUAUGGUAUAGAACUGGAAAGUGGCGUAGCUACAUCGAGUCCGAAACAUGGAUUCGACGAUAAUCCAGUAACAUCUUCGACAUACAUUGAGCGCAAUCUUAUGUUGAAUGAUAACUGCGGGCCGAUUCAAGCCGGCGUCGUGAGCACUAGUAAUGUGUCUCCUAACGAUACAUUACAGCCGCCCGAACCUUCGCCGACUUUAUCUACUAGCUCUCGGAAUACGGACACUCCUCACAGUAGCGGUGGUAAUUCUCAAUUGCAGAAUAAUUGCACAUUCCCCGUACCGAGCCCAGCCUAUUCUAAUCCAAGUUCGAGUAGGGAUAACUUUAGUAGUAAUCCCUCCACACCCGGCAGUAGUCAAACAUAUCCAUACAGUUCGCCCGGGCCGCCCGUUAGUCAGGCUAUAUCUGGCAAUCAAGUGAUGCAUUUCAUAUCAAAUCAUAAUGUUAAUAAAAAUCUCAUGGAAGUGGAUAACAUAUCAAUGGUGGGAGUCAAACCGGGGUUGAGAAAUCAGCAAGAGUUGUUUAGGUUAGAAUCCAAGAAGAGAAUAGAGAAUACAAUGCCUGGAUACUGUCCGCCGCCACAUUUGGGGGGAGGUCCAGCUCAUUCUCUGAUACAGGCCUGUUAUAUACAGACAUUUGUAACAACAAUGGCGAGUGGAUUUUCCGUUACUCGAGAUACUGUAACAUCUGUUCUAGCAGGCAAAGCCAAUACUGCAACUACGUCUAUUAAUGCAUCACAAGCUAAUUUUGUUAGACCUCCCCCGCCGCCCAGUGUGAAUAUGGCCACGACAUACGCUAUACCGAACAAUCAACCAGAUCCAUUCUUAAAUUCUGUUAAUCUACCGACCAGUUAUCCGUUACACAUCGCCGGCACGACCGCCCAGAACAUGAUAACGAAGUCUCCUCUGGAAAUGGUUCAGAACGUUAUUAGUAGUCUGCCAUCGAAGCCGGAAACGAGCAACGCACAACCGACAUCGAUCAUUCAAAGAAGAUCCUGUUCGAAUACUCCCGGACAAAUAUUAAUAUCUUCGACUGGGCAAAUAAUCGUUUCCAAUAAUCAAAUGCCGCCGCCUCCUCCUAAGAAUACUACAGCACUGUCACCGAUAGGGUCAAAUGCGGUGACCAAUGUAACCACGUCGGUGACUCAAGUCGUUCCCGCUGUCGGAGGAGUACAACCAAUGGUAAAUCAACCAACGGUAGUGGUGAAUACACUGCAGACGCCAUUCGUCAUUCAGCCUCCCAUGAUGACUGUUGAGGGCCAAGUUGUACAACAAAACACCGUGCUUCCGCAAAUAGUAACCGGAGGAAUAGUUUCUGGGCAGCAAACUACCGAUAAUUCGAGACAGAUCGAAGUUAAGAAUGGCCAGGGUUUCGUUCAAGGCGUCGCUAUGCUGUCACCAGAGAGUCUAAAGAAGAGAAGUAAGAAAAAGAAGAAUCAGACCCCCAACAUUACAAACGUAUUGCAAAUUGCAGCUCCACAACAGAAUCCGAACAGCCUCAUGGUGCAUCACUCUUCACCCCAGCAUAAUUCUAGUCCGCAAUUUUCACCUCGUGGAUUUCAGUUGUCGCCUACAAACAACAUAUCACCUACGCCGAUGUUGCAAGCGCUCACCAUAGUCCCGGGUAAGUCGGGCACGCCAGCGCAUAUAGUGAUGAACGGCCAAGGGAACACAAAUAACUUCGGAUCACAACAAAUUAUAGCUAACACAUCACCAUCACAACAAAUCAAUUUGCUGCAGCCCGUGAACCUAAUUAACAAUGCGAGCAAUGUCAUGUCGAACUUCCCAGCGUUUCAACAAUUCAUUUUGCCGAAUCUCGGUGGAAUGGUCAUGACCGCGGAUGGAACGGCCAUUAUCCAAGAUAAUUCUACGGGAAUGCCGAUGCAGUUACAAUUACAGACCGUUAACGGUCAAAACGUUUUGACGCCGGUCCAAAAUUCUGGCCUGUUCACCGCCGGUGCCAAUAGCGGCGUAGUGAUCAGAGCUCAAAACCAACAGGGUAAGAUUAUACAAUCACAGCACAGCCCCGGUGCUCAAUUUCUGUCUCCGAACAGUCAAGUCAUGGUGAACAGUCCGAACUUUAACGGUCAACUGAGUCCACUGCUCGCCAAUCUGAGCCCUACGAACGUCACAUUCAAUACGAGUCCACAGAUGAGGUCGGGAAACGUCCAGACUCAGGAGUUCAUACAGACCAAUCAACUCGGGCAGACGCUGAUGGUUCCGCUGUCCCCCAAACAAGUUCCCAUAUCCGCGACGGGCAACCGGACAAACUCGACGUUCGUUCAGAACACGACCAUCGUGCAGCAGCAGACGACGCUCGUGUCGAACUCCCACAACGCGCAGAUGUCGUCGAUGAACCUCCAGGGGGGAAACUCGAGACUGAGUAUAGAUCCCAACGUUCUACUCAAUCAGAAGUCGAUAACGAAUCAGAAGAGGUUCAGCCAGACGGUCGGGGAGGGCGCCGCCGUGGAGUUCAAAGACGACAAGAGCCUGGGGCCCUUCGAGCCGCCGGCGAAGGACGACAAGGCCGACGGCGCGGGCGGCGUGCGCCACUCCGUGUCGACGCAGACGCUGGGCCAGCGCGGCGGGAAGUCCCCCAGCGCGGCGGCCGGCUCGCCGCCCGACACCACGACGCUCAGCCCGCUGGGCGCGCUGGACGCCGGCAGCCCGCGCCUGUACGCCGCGCCCUACGCCGACACCACCACCUCGCCCGAGCCCGCCGACGGACACGCCUCGGCCAUGGUGCAGUGCGUGUCGAGCAGCGAGCAGGACAUGGCGGAGGCGCGCGAGCGCUGGGCCGAGCGCCCCGACGCCGACUCGCACCAUAUGAUAUCAAACAUACAAUUGAUGCGACUUAAUCGCGCUCACAAUCCGGUCGAGUCGAGCGAAAUGCAAUACAAUCAAAACAUGAACUCAUCCGGUAACAGCCAACACGUUUUACCGAUGACGUCGAGUCUUUAUGAUCGACCUCAAAGCUAUAAGAGAAAAAAUGACUUCGGCGACGGUUCCUCGUACAGGAAUGACAAAAUUAUGAGAACUAAUUACGGGAUGGUGCACGGCUUGCAAAAAGAUUAUGACACAAUGGCCGUCAAUCAAGAUAAACAGCAAGGGAGACGUUUUUCUCCUUCAGGGAGCAACUCUGAAAGUUCCAACGUUCAGAAAGUCUUUGAUAGACAUUUAGGUUCCGGGGACGAUGCGGAGCGCGCGCGGCGGUUCGCCGUGGGGGACGUGGUGUGGGGCCCCGUGCGCGGGCACGCGUCGUGGCCCGGCGCGCUGACGGCGCGCGGCGCGGGCGGCGCGUGGCGCGUGCGCUGGUUCGGGCGCGGCGCGGGCGCGGCCGACGCGCGCAGCCUGCUCACGCUGAGCGAGGGGCUGGAGGCGCACCACGCCGCGCGCACCCGCCACCGGAAGAGCAGAAAACUGAACACCCUCCUCGAGAACGCGAUACAGGAGGCGAUGGCGGAGUUGGAUAAGAAGUCCGAGCGGAGGCGAGCUUCGAGCGCGGACCGGGCCGAGGUGCCGUCGGGGGAGAUCGCCGAGACGCCGAGGCGCAGCGGGGCCCACGGCAAGGCGAGGAGCAAGCACAGGAGGGCCCCGGCGAAGCUCGACUCCGCGCGCCUGCGGAGCUCUCGAUGACGGACUCCGGUCGACCGAGGAAGUUCCGGAGGAGCCCAUCAGUAGCCACGGAGAUUUUAAACGAUUAGUGUCGGACAUUAAAGUUUUCUUACGUCAAUAAAAUAGUAUAUAAUAAAUAUGAUAUCUUUCAACAUAUAAAAUACAGUAAGAAGUUUUAAAAUACAUAAAUCUUAAUAAAGUUUCGUACGAUUAAAUAAGGCUAUCGUUUUUGAGUCGUGUACUGAAGGAAGGUCCUUUACUACGUGAUCGACUCCGAUUAUUAAACAAUAGAUUUUUCUUAUUACUAAAUAGGGACAUAUUUAUCUAGCUUAUACAAAUAAAUAUAAAUGUCAGUAGCAGAAUUUUUAUUCCCGGAAAUAUUUCUCCGACAGUCAACACUCGGAGCGAAACAGUCCAGAGUAACGAGUCUAUGUAAAUAUUUAAGAUUUCGGUGUUUUAAAAAAUAAAUAAAAAAUAAUAAUAAUAAUUGAUAGAAAUUUUAGCAGCUAGAUAUAGACGUGAUUUAAUCACUCAUAUACUUAUUAGGUUAAGGUGAUGAACUUUACGAGUUGAACAUCAGUCAUCGGUGACAGGAUGAAGAGAUUGUCUAUACAUUACGCAUAAAUGAAAGUUGAAUUCAUUUCGUGACAAACGUGCCCUCACAUAGUGACGGAUGUUUCUCAAUAUGUAAAAAUAUUCGGCGAUUUAAAUAUUGUUAACCGCCUCUCUGGAUACUGAUUGUCGAUUCGUAAUGGUAUGCCGUCCUUUUCUCUCUCGGUGUGUAUGAAAGAAAUGUCGGUUACGUUUUAUAUCGAAUGGAUGCCAGUGUCGAGAGAGGCGGUGCUCUAUCAGCCCCGUACCCGCAACGAGGGUACUUUAGGGUAUUUUAUCACAAUUUUCAUCGACAUUUUGUACAAUGUUAGUAACAUGUAAAUUAAAUAAGAGUGUGCUAUAUAUAUUGUGUACAUUUUUAUGUUUUGUUAGAAAAUAAAAACAUGAUUUCUAGUCAAAAUAUUGAGCAUAUUAAAAUGUAGAUAACGCGGAUGAGAUAAUUGACAAUAAACGGGCCUCAAGAGCUACUUUUUACAUUAAUAAAUGCAGUAUUUAUUUACUUUCGGACAGUAUAAUUGUUUGCUAUAAUGUUUAAAGUACUUUUGUUAAUAUAAAAGACUAUAGUUUUUAAGGUUGAUGCUGCUAGAACUGUCGAUACGAUGGCAACACUACGGUUCGAGUUCAUAUAGAACAGUGCGCAUAUCAUUCGUACUUGUUUGAGAGUGUUUAUAAGUGUUGCUAUGUCAAAGUCAAUGCAAUGUCGGAUCGGAUUGUAGUGAUGACUGCAUUUUAACCGACUCACAAAGGAGAUGAUGACUAUAAGUCUUAAAUGAAAUAUUUUUAUCAGCGAUAUUUAAUAAUUUGAAUAAAGACAUUUCAUUUGAGUAUAAUUAAAUCUCAAUUUAAUAUAUUUUGAAGUAGAUUAUAGUUUUUUUUUUUUUGUUAAAAAGUUAUUAUUUUAACACAUUUUAUACAUACGAUACUAAAUAUAAUAUUUAUACCAAUAAUUAAGGCCUAUACGCGUUGUUAGUAGAUAUAGUUUCCAUGACAUUUUAAAAUGUAUCAAACAUUAGGCCAUAAAUGUCAUCGAAUGAGAACAAAAUUUUUUAUUAUUGAUUGUGAUAAAUAUAUUUGAAUAUCGACUUUAAACGUACAUUCGAGAUUUGAAUAUAUACCGUAAGCUGAUAUUAAACGAUCAUCACACGACUGUACCUCGAGAAAUUUAACAAUUCCUCACUAAAAGUGUCGCUAUAUAAAUUAAGUUACGUUCUUCGGUACAAGGGAGUCUUUAAUUUAAAACAUUUCUAAAAUGCUUUUUAAUCACAAUAAAUAAUAUUAUAUAGAUAAUAAAAAUUAAAUGUUUCUUUCUAAAAAAAUCGUAGCUAGAUUGAUUAGAUCAUGUCACGCAUGAAUAAUUUUUUUUUUAAAUAGAUAAUUUGUUGUCAACGGUCGUUGUUAGAUGAUAUUUACUUGUAAAAUUAAUUUAUAAUGUAUCGAGCUCGACGACGGCUUGCUGUUUUUAUUUACAUGUAACUUAGAUUCCACUUACGACAUGACUAGUUGUUAUAUUGUUUAUUGAAAUCGUAAUAACACUCCGAUGAGGUAUUAUGUACAUAUUAUUCUAACUGUAGUUAUGUAUAGUAUUGUAUUUCAAUGAAAUUAAUGUUUUAUAGACUAAUAACUGUACAACAUAAGAUUAUUUAUUUGUUUUUAUGUGUACAUAUUUUUUUUUUCAAUAAAAUGUACCUGUUUUUAA